Triplophysa dalaica is the source of this 3656-nucleotide messenger RNA. Its product is annotated as RING finger domain-containing protein. Gene Ontology annotation, molecular function: ubiquitin protein ligase activity. The record is from RefSeq and is a predicted model, not a curated record. Gene Ontology annotation, biological process: protein ubiquitination. The transcript is spliced from 3 exons. NCBI's taxonomy places the organism in Eukaryota, Metazoa, Chordata, Actinopteri, Cypriniformes, Nemacheilidae. Bases 1743 to 2357 code for a protein of 204 amino acids.
UAUAGAAUUGUUUUUAACAAAAUAAUCAAAUGUUUACUGUUCUAACAGUUUAUUUGCAUUUUAAUGUCAAUUUGUAUAGCUGUUUUAUAAAUAUAUCUUUAAAAUUCAUCUUUAUGUUUAUAACCAAUUUGUUUUUAACACAAUGACCUUUAAAUUGCUUGUUGAGAUACAUGUGUUAAAAAUGCAGUUAUUCUGAAUGAUGACCAGAUUUCCAUAUACUGCACAUAUUAUUUAGUUUCACACAAUAAACAAAGGAUUUCAGUGCAGGAAAUAUAAUACUCCAAAGCUGUUCAGCACCUUACAAGUCUUUCCCAAACAAAAACAAUCUACCUCAUAGGGAUUUCCCAGAACGCAUGUCUAUCCGUUCCCCCCUCCCCAUCAUUUCCUUAUUUGGGCUUGGGUGUGCCUUUUUACACUUUGUUUCUUUACUGGCUUUAGCCAGUUGUUUUUCAUUUAGAGCACUUCCCGCAAACUCCAGUAUCUUUAUAUCUUUCUGAACUUCCUUCUAUAGGACACUGACUGUGAAGUUUUUGAGUCAACAUUUAAAAUAAUCUUUUUUUUCUUGAAUUCUUGUUUUUACCCUGUAAAUCCUGUAGGAGGGCUGUUGGUGUGCUUUCCAGUACAUGCUGUGGGACCAAGUAGAAAAGACCAAAAGUAAUUUGAGGGUAAAACUGUAAGUCAAGUUCACGUGUUCAUUCACGGCAUACAAGUGCUGUGACACGCUCUUAUGGUUUUACAAUGAUUUCACAGGAAAUUCAUGGGUAACAGUUUAAUUAUAAACUAAAUAAAAUAUAAAAAUGUCCUCCCCCUAAGGAAUAAUGUUAUAAUAAUGAUUUCAGUGUUUCUCAUUGACAUAAUGAAUAAUGACAUAAUAAACAUUUAUUUAUAUCCAGAAAAACAUCUUUCAGCUUUGAAGCCAUGGUCUUUAUGCUAGUGUGCGCCACAAAAUGAAAAAAAUAACUCUUAUUUCGCUGAUGUUUUUAUUUAAUAAAAUAGACUAUUAAUAAAAUAGACAAUUGACUGGGAAAAAAGACUGUUGAUCCCAAAAGCCACUGGAUAUGUCAUACCUUAAACUUUAAAUUAGAAAUACAUUACAGGGACAAGACUGAACUCUUCAAAAGUGUUUCUUAAAAAUACUUUAAAGACUGUAUGCAAUGUAGACUAUUUUAACAAACUGGUUGUGAUGAAGGAUUGCUUAAAAAAGGCUUACGCAGAAUCAGACAUCAAACUACAAAAAAAUCCUACAAAAACAAAUAGAUCUCAUACUGUUCCCUCUCCUAGUAACCAAGUCAUCUCUUGAUAAUAAAUGUCAGUGAAGCCAGCUCCAACCCCAGUGACAAUACAUGGCAUCAAGGGAGGGAAGAGACUAAAAGAGAGGGAAAGAGCAAUAGACAUGCAAACGCAUGUGCAUGCAGUUAAACAGUGACAGGCCAGUGGAGUGUUUUUGGAAAGCUUCCCAGCUGUGACUUUACCUAGUGGAUUGAGCUAAUGAUUAUUUUUGUACGGACUCGAAAGGUUUCACAUUCGAUGAAAGCAGAGAGGCUUGACUGAGACCUGCAUUGCUAGGCAGCCCCUCCUUUGAGUGAUGGUUGCUUUGACUCUGCCCACUGGAGCGUUGGUUUGAGAUUGCAAAACUAAAAACCUACAGCCUACAGCAGGUGAAUACAGGAGGAUUUUGGAAGUCCCCAAUAAAGGCCAAAAACCACAAACUCUGUCUUUGCAACAACAAAUGUUUCUUCAUAAUGUCAGAGACUUGGCUCGCUCCUGUAGAAACCGAGGUGACUAACACUGCAGAGUCUCCAGAGGUGGAAUGCCCAGUCUGCUAUCAGGAGUAUGACCAGAACAUCAAACUCCCGCGGAUGCUGGAAUGCCUUCACGUCUUCUGCACAGAGUGUCUCAGGAAAAUCCAGCUAACUCCUUUGCACUCUCCGGAUCCCAACAGCGCUCCCUCAAUCUCCUGCCCCCUGUGCCGCCACUCCACCCCACUACAGGGUAGAGAUGCACACUCACUUCCCUGCAACUCACGGAUUCUCGCCCAGCUCCCUCCAAUAGCAUGUCGUCUGCCUGUGUCAGUUUCUACCCGGCUGGCUACAGUGACCCAAAGGUUUGUGCUGUCUGUGGGAGAGAGAGAUACCCGAUUCAUAAUUUUGCCCACUGUUAGUCUGAGGGUGGAGCAGAUGGGAGAAGGUACAGAAAGGGUACACCCGCCUGAGGUGCUGUAUCACGAUAUGGAGACUCUAAGGAGACACAAGAAGACCUUGAUGUGUGUUCAGAUGUUGGCUGUCAUCUUUUGGAUUAUGUUUGUGCUGAUUUGUGUGGUUGGGGUUGUUUUUGGACCGACACUCUUUCAUAAUUAGGAGUUGAAGGACUUUUGUGUAUAGCAUAAACAUGUUUAUUCUGCUGUUCUAAAGUUAAUGCAACUGACAACAUCUGUGGUUACUCUAUAGGACACCUUGGUACCAGAUGGUUGAAAGAAAGUGCAAAAGUUUUGAACUUCAGAAAAGUGGUGUUGUUCUGAAGAACUUUUUUUGCUAAUGCUACUGGGUAUGAUAUUUUGUUUUGAAUGUUUUAAAUGCAAUACCAUUCCAUCUUUUUGUCCUGUAUGUUAAUUUAUUUUGUUCUUAUUACACUAUAAAGAAAAAUGUUGAUUUAACUAAAAAAAAGUUACCUGGUUGUCUUGAAAUUUUAAGUUAAUUAAACUUAAAAAUAUUAGUCCAGACAACGAGUUUGCAUCACAUUAAUUGAGUUAACUUAGAUUUACACUAAUACAACAAAUAUUACAACAAAUAUUUUUUACAGCGCAGGAUGUCACUGACUAUUAAUGUGAAUACUUAUUAUUUAUGUAUUUACUAAAUUAAGGGCAAUGAUAUUUACAUUUUUUUUUGACGAUGAACGUUCACAUUGGAUGUUUGGGAAAUUAAUUUAUGAUUUUUUUUACUUUACUAGCAACAUCUAUUAAGUAAUCAGUUUACUUCGAAUACUUUAUACAGUUUAUAUACAGGCUGUGGUACGUUACAGUACAUAAUUGUUGACAUUUCUAGCCCCAAGCCAUUAUAUGUAUAAAACUGCAUACAUAUUAACGUUAUAUAUAUUUUUUUAAUAUAUAUUUUAAAAAUAUAUUUUUUAUUAUUGCAAAGUACCCUUCACAUUAAGCUAACUGCAAAGUUAAAAUUUAAAACAAGAUGAAAAAACCUGUUUCAGCUAGAACACUGAAAAUUUGCAUUUAUUUAGUGUUCUUUGUUUGUUUAAAGGUUAAAUCUUUAAAAAAUCUAAAAUUUAUUUUCAUUUUUGUGUAAUUCAAUAUUUCAUCUAUGCUGUCAAUCUUUCUGUAUAUUUAAUGAUUUUUUAACCAUGACUGGAGAGGGUCAAUUAAAAUCCUGUUACCUAAAAUUAUUUAUUGGAAGUUAUUUGUUUAUUUUCAAAUAAUGCCAUUGUGGCUAUACUAUUUCAUGUAUGUUAAUUUUAAGCUAAAAGCCAUUUAUAAAUUACUUGGACCCUGGGGUUAUAAACAUUGUGCAUUUUGUUUCCACUGUAUGUAGUAUAUUCAUUGUCUGAGCUAAGUCUGUACUUUCUAAGCUUUUUAUUUUGAUUCAUUGUGGUGCUGGUUUAUGUAUACAUAUAAUUUAUUUUCUUAAUAAAUGCUUGUCGUUUUUUAA